Messenger RNA from Argiope bruennichi, 1041 nucleotides. RefSeq lists its product as uncharacterized. The record is from RefSeq and is a predicted model, not a curated record. Bases 1 to 1041 code for a protein of 346 amino acids. NCBI's taxonomy places the organism in Eukaryota, Metazoa, Arthropoda, Arachnida, Araneae, Araneidae. The transcript has a single exon.
AUGUGUCCAAAUAUAAAUCAAACAAACCAGAAUCCAUCACCUGAAUUAGAUGCCAAGAUUCUCUUGUCACCAAGGAAUUCAUCUACAUUAUUGUUAACGGUAUUGGUGAAAAUCAUCAAUAAAGACAGAUCUUUAAUUAUCCGAGGAUUAUUCGAUACCGGUGCUCAAAGAUCUUUCAUAAAAAAGGAUAUUGUGGAUAAACUGGGAUUGGAACCAGUAGAUCAAGAAAUGUUAAGUCAUGGACUUUUUGGGGGCAGUGAAACUAAACAAAAGUCCCAUAAUGUGUAUAACAUUACAUUGCAAAGCUUGUGUUCAAAUUUCAGGCACAACAUUUCCGUUUUAGAUGAAAAGAAAAUAUGUGGUGCUAUUCCUUGUGUAAGUAAUCCUGACAUUUUUCCCAUUUUGAAGAGAAAAAAUAUAGAAUUAAGUGAUACAGGGGAAGACACUCCUGAAAUAGAUUUAUUAAUAGGAGCAGAUUACCUUGGUGUAUUGCUGACGGGAUCCAUUGAACACAUUGAUAAAAAUUUAGUAGCCAUAAAAACAAAACUCGGAUGGACACUUCAAGGUAAACAAACGAAACAGUCGAAAUCUUUGGAGAAUAUUAUUUAUGUUGCCAAUUUAGAUUUGACGGAAUUAUGGAGUCUAGAUGCCAUCGGUAUACGAGAUCCUGUAGAAAUUAAAUCAAGGCAGGUAGCCGAUGAAGAAACAGUUGAAUUUUUCUGUAAAACUAUUAAGAGAAAUGAAGACAAGAGAUAUGAAGUAUGUUUGCCGUGGAAAAGUGGAUAUCCAGAGUUAGAAAGCAACAAAGAAUUAGCCACUAAGCGUUUGAUGUCAACUACAAAAAAUCUUAUUCGAUCAGGACAUUUAAGCGAAUAUGAUGAUGUGUUUAAUGAAUGGAUUCGAGAGGGAAUUAUCGAAAUUGUAAAUGAAGAUAAGAAUAAAGGACAUUAUUUACCUCAUCAUCAAAGACUGGAGAUACAACUACAAAGAUUCGCCCUGUUUUCGAUGCCUCAGCAAAAGACUCUAAAGGAAAUUGCUUAG